Messenger RNA from Erinaceus europaeus (western European hedgehog), 1423 nucleotides. It is a transcript of the gene ONECUT1, whose product is annotated as one cut homeobox 1. Gene Ontology annotation, molecular function: RNA polymerase II cis-regulatory region sequence-specific DNA binding; DNA-binding transcription factor activity, RNA polymerase II-specific. Gene Ontology annotation, biological process: regulation of transcription by RNA polymerase II. Gene Ontology annotation, cellular component: nucleus. Lineage: Eukaryota; Metazoa; Chordata; Mammalia; Eulipotyphla; Erinaceidae. The record is from RefSeq and is a predicted model, not a curated record.
AUGAACGCGCAGCUGGCCAUGGAGGCGAUGGGCGAGCUGCACGCCGUGAGCCACGAGCCGGGACCCGCCCCUGCCGAGCUGCUGGGCGGCAGCCCCCACGCGCGGGGCUCCGGGGCUCACCGCGCGGGCCCCCUGCCCUCCGCGCCCCCGCGCCCCAUGGGCAUGGCCGCGCUGCUGGACGGCGCCGGCGACUACCACCACCACCACCGCGCCGCCGAGCACGGCCUGGCGGGAGCCCUGCACCCCACCAUGACCAUGGCCUGCGAGACGCCCCCCGGCAUGAGCAUGCCGGCCACCUACACCACGCUGACGCCGCUGCAGCCGCUGCCGCCCAUCUCCACCGUGUCGGACAUUCCUCACCAUCACCACCACCACCACCACCACCCGCACCACCACCAGCGCCUGGCGGGCAACGUCAGCGGCAGCUUCACGCUCAUGCGGGACGAGCGCGGGCUGGCCUCCAUGAACAACCUCUACGCCCCCUACCACAAGGACGUGGCCGCCAUGGGCCAGAGCCUCUCGCCCCUCUCCGGCUCCGGGCUGGGGGGCAUGCACAGCUCCCAGCAAGGGCUCCCCCACUACGCGCACCCGGGCGCCGCAAUGCCCACCGACAAGAUGCUCACCCCCAACAGCUUCGAGGCGCACCACCCAGCCAUGCUGGGCCGCCACGGGGAGCAACACCUCACGCCCACCUCGGCGGGCAUGGUGCCCAUCAACGGGCUGCCCCCGCACCACCCGCAUGCCCACCUGAACGCUCAGGGUCACGGGCAGCUGCUGGGCACGGCGCGGGAGCCCAACGCCUCGGUCACCGGCGCGCAGGUGAGCAACGGAAGCAGCUCGGGGCAGAUGGAGGAGAUCAACACCAAGGAGGUGGCCCAGCGCAUCACCACCGAGCUUAAGCGCUACAGCAUCCCGCAGGCCAUCUUCGCGCAGCGGGUGCUCUGUCGCUCGCAGGGAACCCUUUCGGACUUGCUGCGGAACCCCAAGCCCUGGAGCAAACUCAAGUCGGGCCGGGAGACCUUCCGCAGGAUGUGGAAAUGGCUGCAGGAGCCGGAAUUCCAGCGCAUGUCUGCGCUGCGCCUGGCCGCCUGCAAAAGGAAAGAACAAGAGCAUGGAAAGGACAGAGGCAACACCCCCAAGAAGCCCAGGCUGGUCUUCACAGACGUCCAGCGGCGAACUCUGCACGCCAUCUUCAAAGAGAACAAGCGUCCCUCCAAAGAGCUGCAGAUCACCAUCUCCCAGCAGCUGGGCUUGGAGCUGAGUACCGUCAGCAACUUCUUCAUGAACGCCCGGAGGAGGAGCCUCGACAAGUGGCAGGACGAGGGCGGCACCAACUCGGGUAGCUCUUCCUCCUCCUCAGGCACCUGCACCAAAGCGUGAGAGGACAACACAGACUCAAACCUCGGUGGAAAAGCUUUAAAUU